GUGGAAGUGUAGCUCGGGAUUCGCCAAAUUCGGUAGAAUAAAUGUAAAACAAAAAAAAAAACUUCUAAUUCAUAGGUACCAAUAAAUAUUGAAAAAUAUACAUAUGUAUAUGUAUAUUUGUGUGUGGCUUGGAACAUAUUGAAAAUCAAAGGAGAAGCCCAGUUAAAGUUAGUGACCAAAGCGUUAACAUAUCAGAAAUAUAUUUUCAAAAUAAACAAAAGUUAGUAAACGUCGUGAGUGUGUUUGUGAUUUUCUGCGUAGUAGUGUGUGUAUAUCUCUUUCAAUAAAUAUAAUUAAAAUACAAUGACUAGUGGUGUUCGGUAUCUACAGUUCGUUUGUCCAUGCACAAUCUUUGUUCCUUAUGUUGGAUACUGAAAUGUGAAAUGGAAUCAAAUUUAGCACUAUUUAUCCCCACCAGGAUGUCUGCUCUUUCCCAUCAGCUGAAAUGUGAUGACUACAAGUAGGGGCCGCACAUAUUUGCCAUUGUCAAGAACAUGGCCAAGAUCUAGGAUUGCUUGCGCCAUAGUGAAAAGGAAACAAACAAGGAGGACAAAAUUCGGAGGACAUGUCUAUGAAGGGAUCCUUGCUAACAUUCGAGAAUAACAACGACAUUGUCAGUAAAUCUAAGAAACGUUCUUCGGCACUGCAUUCGGCACAUUUCAAUACCAGCACCACAUCGACGACAACGUACGCGUCUAUGGGCAAAACGGCAAGCCCCAGUUUAAAUUCGAGCAUUUCGAAUUCGGUCAUAACGAGCGGCAGCGGCAGUGGCUGUGGCAGUGGCGGCAGCAGCAGCAAUCACCUCCAUCCAUCACAUACGAAUUUUCCGUCGAGCCAUUUGCCGGCAAAGUACAUGAACUCGAAGAGAAAACAUGCCAAGUACAACAACAUGUAUUCCAACAUGUAUCCCGACCACAACAAUUAUUUACAUUUGAAUUCCUUGUGGUCCAUUUGGUAUGGCGUGCUGCUGACAUUGUUCCAGGGCUAUUUGGCCGUGCAUGGUGCAUACAGAUUUCUGGGCUGUUCUCUUAUCUCAUGGAAAAUCGAACCAGUCGCAGAACUCAACCUGCAAAUAAUACUUUCCGGCUUGGUUUUCAUUCUACUUCCAUUCUUUUUCACUUCGGCCGUAUUUAAGGUGGGCAACAUGGCCAAUGAUGGCGUUAAGCUGGCGACCAGCAUUAAAGAGCAACGCUGCUCCAUGUCACCGCAUGAUGGUCUGGAGGAAGAAUCGCGUGGAGGCACAUUGCGAGCCUUAUGGACACAUGGUGGGCCUACGGCGGCAUUUAUACACAUUGUGAUUGCCAUGUGCUUGCUGCUGCCUCGACUGCUGCUGGAGGCUCGCAUAAUUGAAAAUGGUCUUUUGCCAAGAGAGACGAUAUGGCAAACAGAACUGGAUUUUAUGAAUGUGAAUCGCCGUCAUCUGGUUGUACUCUCGGUGAUGGCUUCACCCUAUCAGAACGACACGAGCACAUACGAAUCGCAAGAAGAUGAGGAGUAUCUGAACGAUACCAUUUUUAGCAGCUACUCCAGUGAGAGUGGGGGUAGUGCCAGUGAUAAUGUUGCUGCCACCAUGGGCAGCGGGGGUGCGAAUAGCAAUUCCAUCAGGAAUAGUUUAUGGGAUGUCAACUCCCGUCCGCAUCAUGGCAGUAAAUGGAACAAUGUUAUGAUGCCGGCAGUUGGGAAGAGCAGAUUCCUUGAAUUGCCCGAUUUAAUAGAUGCUGUCGAAAAUCAAAGCUCCAAAUACAACAAAUUCCAUGGCAAGGCACACGAGGCUAAAAUCACGCCACCAACAGCAGCCAAACAAAGAACCACAACAACUUCGACAACAGAGGCAACAACAAUGGCAGCACAUACAACAACAAUAAUGCCAGCCACCAAUGCCAUAGAACAGGAAAAGAACAACCGAGAUAAUGACAGUGGAAAGGAGGCCAAAGGCAAUGCCUGGAUAACAAUAGAGGAGGACAGGACAAUGGAUUCGACAUCUGUAACGCAACCUGUUACAACGCUGCCAAUGUCCACAACUCCAAAUGGAAUGAUAAAUUCCAAAACCACAACAACAAAAACUACUACUACAACAACAACCACUACGCCUCUGCUCUCCACUACACCCACUAAAUAUUCGACCAGAAGUAAAUUAAGCAUCAGUGGCAAUAAUAACAUGGCCAUUGAUGAUGGUGGGCCAACGUUUGGUGGUGGUGGUGGUGCCACAAAACCAACAUUCUCAACAUCUGCGGCUACAUUGGCGAUGUCCUCUAGCACCAGCCAUCGGCCUACCCCACCAUCAUUCAUAGAAGAACAACAGAAAAUUUCUUCGGGGAUUUCAAAGAAGCAUCAACAUCAUCAUCAUAAUAAUGGCAAGACAUCACGACGACAUAACGGCCAUCAUAGGCAACGAAAGCUCUCUACAUCGGCUGGUUCACAGUCGCAGCGCAAACACCAUCAGCACUUGGGCAACAGACGUACAGAGGAAUUUGGUUCGCCCAAUGUGUCCGAGGUCCCAGAAGAUGUGCCUUUGAAAGCGAAUCGUCUAGAUGAGUUUGAGUAUCCUCCGUCCGGUCGUGUCUAUGAGCACAGACCAUCUUCAUACGAGGAGUUGGACUUUGGCCGGGCCCGAGCCGCCAUCUACCCCAAGUCGUCGACGACCAUAAGCACCACAACACGAGACAGCAAUAUACACAUAGUAAAGCCGGAGAAGCUGCCCGAAAUAGUGCCCUCCACGCCGGUCUCUAGCAAUUCCAAAAUCAUCGAAAUAAAAGCCAAGACCAAACGAUUUGGGGAACGAAUCAAAAGGCAAAUAACAUUUGCGGAAGAAAAUCAAGUGGAAAUCGAACCGGAAUAUUUGGUGGGCGAUUUGAAUUUCAACGAUUCCAGUGAGUAUUUAGCCGAGAUGACCACAAUCGACUCGUCUACGGCCACCACCACAACUGUAGAAGUCCGGCCGGAGGGGGGUGGUGACCAUCUGGAUGGCUUUGCCGGUAUGCUGCAAUUGUUCUUUGGCAUUGAGAAAGCCAUCGAUGUGGCCACCUUCACCCAACCACCUAGUGCGGAAUUUGUAAAUCUUGUCAUCGCCCUCUUGGUGUGGUGCGUUCGUUAUCCUGCCGUCUUCUGGUCGACAGCCAAAUCAUUCGCCACCAUCUUCAGUGUGCAAAUGAUAGCCACUGCCUCCGACAUAAUCUUCAGCUUUGCGGGCAUAUCAAAUCUAUUCAAGUUGCAAAUCUACAGCGAAGCUCAGCCCGUACAAAAUCCCGGCCUAAUAUUAAAUGCCACCGUAACACUGGCCCUAUUCUUACUCUCAACCGUGCUGAUGCUGUCCUCAUCCAUGAUCAUGUAUUUGUAUGGUCACGGUCGAUUGGCUGCCAAGAUGAGGGACCGCUCAAUAAUCACCCUGAAGUCUGGUCAAUCGUGGAUCUAUUUUGCCCACUGUGCCUCGCUGUGUUACAUUCUGGCGCUGUGUGUGGUCAAAGCUCCAUUGCUCAAUGACUUGAGUGCUACAUAUCGUCACAAUCUACACUGUCCAACAUUUAUGGCGGCCCUGGUCAGUGUCAUGCAUAUUUUGCUGUGGAUUGUAAUCUGGCUCUGCUUGACCAUAAAGCGAAGAUGGAGUUUCAAGUUACCACCGCUGGAUGCCUAUGCCAUUAUAAGCAAAGCCACUACACAACCGCUGCUGAUGCACAAUCGAGGCAGUUUAACAAACACAACUACAGCCAGCCUUAAUAAUUCCACUAAUCUGGGUGGCGGCAACUCAUCGUCCAUUGCCGGCGAUAGCAGCGGAGAGCACAAGCCGAUUGGCGAUCAAGGCGGAAAUCAACUCACCAAUGCACCCAGCACGGAUCCACUGGCCGGCGUGCCCGUCGAGGAUGUCUACUGGCCCAAGUUGACGCCGAGCUCGCCGAAACUUAAAGUUACAUUCAAUGAAGUUACGAGUACGUGUGAUGAUGAUCAUAAUCGUCGACUUAUUGGGGGUGACCACCAACAAAACGAUGGCAAGCGCAAUUCGCCCCGUGGAACCGCGCUAUGUUUUACCAGUAUUACGGGGGAAAUUGAUGACGGAGAGUACGCGACAUUAAGAUCAGCCACAUCAGUAUCCGUGGUGGGCAUUGCAGUGGGCGGCGCUAUUGGUAGUAGUAACUCCUCAAAGGGUCACCCACCCACAGGGGGUGUAAGCGUUCUACGCCUAAGUGAAUAUGAGGAGCUACCACCGCCACCACAACAUUUGAUCUCUUCUUCCAUGUCAACUGGCAAUCGCACAAUUGCAACGAGGGACUAUGUCAAUUGUUCCUCCAAUCAUAGUGGCACAGGAGUGUUGGGAGAUGACAACAUUUCCGAAGAGGGCAAACUCUUAGCUUGCGUUCGAGACGACAGUGUUACGUAUGCAUCCACCAGGGACUUGGAACCACCACUCCCACCACCACCACCGCCCACAACGUCCGUUGCAGAGAGGGCACCACAUGCAAUUCCAGACAUUAUGCAACUCUCCUCUUCGCCAGAACAUCUAGUCAGUCCGUUGGCUCCCGUCACGGUAACCGUACACACGAACGAAGCCCAUAUUACUUCAAGCUCUACUCCCCGAUGUUUGCGACGCGCAGACUCAGGCGUUCCUCAGGAAGCUCUGACACCGCGCAGCGACACCACUUCGAUGGGUACUGAGAGCACAACAUCUCCGCCUGAGCGAGCGCCCUCAGAGUCUUCGAGUGGAGUUCAUUCGGCCGAGGAGCGUGAUGUUGAAGUGGUCAUAAGGCCACGCGCCAUCUGCAAGCCUCCAGCAAAACCACCACAACCUGCUAUUCAAGAGGAGCCUUAUGGUCGUUGUACGAACAUGCGCAUGUCCAGUUUUGCAUGUGGGGUCAACAGCAACAGUGCCACCUUGCCGCCACAACGCUCGCAACCGGAGCAGAAAUUCGACUACUCGCAACAUUGCAGUACCAUGCCCUUGCCAUCGAACGCUCAUUUCAAUCAGCCUCAGACGCAGCAAGCUCAGUCGGCUGUUUACGCAACAUCGGCUCACUGCAUGACACAAUCCCUGAAUGCGGCCACAAAUAUGAGCUCGUUCAAAACACCCCUGUAUGCCAAUUCUGGCGUGGCAUUGUCGGGAAACAAUAAUAAUACACCGACUCAUCAACACAAUCAGACGCCACCUCAGCCUCCACCAUAUCCCACGCCACAUCCCACACACACCACUCUGCCCAAUGGAGUGCGGUAUUCGAAUCCCAAUAUUCUGAGGCGACUGCCGUACGUGAAGGGAGCUGAAUCGCCAUAUGGCCAUUUAGGCUUGGGCGCAGGCCAUCAUGCAUUCACCAAGACGGGUUACGAGAAUACCCUGCUAAAUUCCACCAUACCGGAGGAUCGAGAUUCUGCCAACUAUUCCAUGACAUCCGACCAGGACUGCCUUUAUGCCACAGCCAAUCCACUGCAUUAACUUAACCACCGCCACCACCUGGUAGGGAUAGCAACCGAUGGCCAAGCCGCAAAGCAGAUGACACCAGUGUAAAUGUUCCAAAAGCAAAGUCUCACAACUAUCGUGUAUACAUGUUUCUUUAUACAUACUAUUGUAUUAUUAUUAUUAUUUUUUUUUCUACAUAUGCAACUCAAACAUGCUUGAUACUCAAACACACCCACAUACAUACAUACAUAAUCGUAUGUGCGGGCAGGUGUUUUUACAAUUGAAUUUUAUACAAAUAUACAUACCUAGUGUAUGCUAGUUUUAUGCAUGCAUGCAAGCAUCACACCUAAAUAAAUUAUUAACUUAAGUCAUUGCGUCAAGCGUAAUUACAUCCAUAUUUAACGCCUAACCUAACCCAUCUCUUGUAACCAAAUCGUAUUAUAAAAAAUAGUCUGAAUUCGCGUCCAUCUGAAUAUAGUCAAUACACCCACCCGCUGCUUGAUAAUCGCGACUCACACACACACACACCCCUAUAGCUAUGAUGUGAGUCAAAUCUAAGCAAUCUUCCACGCUUCCUCUCCUAACAAAAAUUGAGAAUUUACGUACGUCCACAUACACACAUAGUAAAUGGCAUCUCAGUGAAUGACAAAAGUUUGAAUGCACUCCACUCCAAUUCAAGGAGUAUAUCGAGCCCGAAUUGCCAAAAAUUGUAACUGACCAAAGUCUAACUUACUGGAGGUGGUUUUUUAGUGGUACAAAACAACUGAAAAACUAUGAAAACCCAAAACUUGCCUACAAAAUUUAAAUCAUAACGUUUUACAAUAAUAGCGGUGAAGAAUUUGGGGAGAAGAUACAAGUAUUGACCUAUCGAUUUCAUUAAAAACAAAAAAACAGAAUGUCGAUCAUGUUGUCACUUUUGUUUUUUGCGCUCAGUGCUUUAUAAGGUUUAACGUUUUAAGCUUUUUUUCUAUGCCUUUUGGGAAUGUCUGCAAAAUAUUAAAAUUAAAUUAACCGUUUUUAUACCCUCCACCAUAGGAUGGGGGUAUACUAAUUUCGUCAUUCUGUUUGUAACUCCUCGAUAUAUUCGCCUAAGAUCCCAGAAAGUAUAUAUAUUCUUGAUCGCCAUGACAUUUUAAGUUGAUCCAGUCAUGUCCAUCUGUCCGUCCGUCUGUCUGUCGAAAGUCUUUUUAAUAUAUGAAUUAGUUUCAAGAUAUAUGCACAAUUAUUUUUUUCGAGAUUCUCUGCUCUGCAAGACAUCUCACAGUCAAAUAAGACUUUGGCAAAGAAUCAAUUUAGAAGAUAUUUUUGCAAUUGAUUUCAAGGGGACAUUUUCGCAUUCGAUAUAACAAACAAAAAACCUUUCAAGAUGUUGUUAUGCACAUCGAUUUCUGUGGGUCUAUACUAGUUUUUUGACAAAUCCUAAAAACAACUUCUACAGUGACUUUAACCUUUGACUUUUCGAUACAUAUUGAAGUUCAUUAUUUGGAAGCAAUACUUGUGUGUAUGUGCCUGCUAUGAGUGCGUACAAUUCUCUUGGCCCCUUAAACUUAUACUAGCCCUACAUAUUAAGUAAACGAAAUGCAAAAUGUGAUUGGUUUAGUUUAAUAUUGAAAUACAUACAUACAUACAUACAAACAUUUUCAUAUACAAAACAAAAAACACAAAUGCGCACAAUACUCAUAAAAGUUUCCCUCACCAUAUAUUAGAGUGGCCAUUAUUUCAAGGUUGAAAAGGCGCACAAAACGAAGAACUUGUAUGGACUUCUUAAGAAGCAAGGCAAUUGGCAAUUGCUUAUAUAGCUUAACGAGUAAUGGUCACCCUAUAUAGCCUAAAACCUUCAUAGUAUGUAUCUAAUCAAAUCUAUCUAUACAUAAGAACUUAAUAAAAUACAUACAUACAUAGAUACAUGUGUUACAGGUCGCUUGUUGUUUAUGACCGGCACUCCAUGGUCUAUAAUAUAAUUGGCAAUUUGUUUGUUACCAAGUGCUCGGCUCUAAGUCAACCCCAUUGAUUGAUUGCAUCUCAUCAAAAUUUGUAUUUUCAUCUCAUUUCAUGUUCGUUACUGCCUCAAAUACAAAGCAAUAAACAUAUGUUUUUAUAUAUACAUACCUACCUAUACAUGCAUACAUACUUAUAUCAAGUACCAUCUAAAACUACCUACUGCUCUGCUAAUACUAAUUCUACUAUUGUACUAAUACCUAACUAUUAUUAAAUGGUACUGCUACGACAUAUAUGUUUAAUGUAUUCGCUCCCCAAAUCCAUCUAUAUAAAUACAAACAUACAUACGCAUAUAUAUAUUAAAAUAUAUAUAUAUUUACUUACAUACCAAUGACAUUUUUAUACAACUGAGAAUGUUGGGCAGACGAAGAAAGAAAGGAAACAAAACAAAAUACAACUCUGCAACUUAAUCACAGGAAGAGUUACCAAAAAUAAAUUUAAUAAACAAAAUAACGGCAAAGAAAACGAAAUAAAAUAAAAAUGCAAACGAUAUUCAUGCAUUGCAGUUUAUGCAUACAUAAAUUACAUAUUAACAUACAUACAUACAUAUUUAUUAUUAUAAAGAGAAUAAGCGAAAAGGUAUUUUUAAGACGACAAAUAUUUUACGAUAUUUAAUUAUGUAAUAAAGUUUAUUUUAAAUUUUGCUACCUUUAUAUACACAACACACACAACACACCCAUACUGGCAUCAAUACCGACGACAAGAACAAGAACAACAACACCAUGUAUAAUAAUAGUAAAAAAACAACAAAAGUAACUACCAGCACCACCACCCUCACCCCCACCUCCUUCUCCUUCUUUCGGACAGAUGUGCGAAUGGACCUGCAGGUGGACUAGAGAAAGAAAUGACCCCAUUAUACUACAACAACAACAACAAUCAUUGCAAUCGUUUUUAAUUACUUUUACAAGCAUUUGAAACAAACACACUUAAGCAAAACAAAAGAAACAACAAAACAAAACACAUCAUAUCAAUUUUAUACAUACAAACAAAGCAACAAAUAAAUAAUAAAAGAUACAAUAUACAAUAACUAAAGAAUAAUUGAAAAUGGAAAGCAACUAAUAAAUACAUAAAUAUUCAAUAAAUAACCACAUUCGAAACCACAUGCUCGUUCGUUAUCAGUUCUAAUUUGUUUGUUUUUGAUUUGUUUGUUUUUUCGGAAAAUUUUAAUAGAAAUCCUUGUGAACAAAAUGCUGCAUAUGCAUGCCCAUAGUCAAUGUCAAGGAUUAGAAAAGAAACUACGAAUAUUGAGGUUCAGAAAUUAAAAGUUGAAGACAAAAUUACUCCAAGUCCCGCAGUGUCCGAGGAAAAAUUCUAGUUUAUAUGGGGACU
Stomoxys calcitrans (stable fly) is the source of this 8707-nucleotide messenger RNA. RefSeq names its product protein tincar (gene tinc). The transcript has 8 exons. The record is from RefSeq and is a predicted model, not a curated record. Bases 566 to 5416 code for a protein of 1616 amino acids. NCBI's taxonomy places the organism in Eukaryota, Metazoa, Arthropoda, Insecta, Diptera, Muscidae.